AUGGUGAAGGAUCGUCUAGCUGAAUUUCAGAAUCUCUCAGGAAAGACGAGCUCCACCAAACAAGAUCGUCGCAUUUCUCACGAAACAGCUCGUUUGUUGCGAGAUGAAGAAGAGACCUCGUUGGAGAAUUUUUUGAAUCGUAUGACCGACUUGCGAAAUAUUGUGGGUCAGCUGGAAAUAUGGUUGGACGAAGUUCGAAUGUUGCACGGAGAACUCCUUCUUGCACCCGCUACAGAUGGAGAAAAGUCGCAACAGCUCCGCACCAUCAUGGAAAAUUUCAGAGCAACAUCAUUGGUGGCUCGGGAAAAGAUAAAGAAACUGGAUAGCGAAGUGAACGGCAAACCACGUUCUGAUGAGACCAAGUCCGUAGAUUCUCGUAUCAAGCGAAAUCAGGUUCGCAGCUUAACAAGAGCACUUCACGACAUUAUGUGGAAAUUCAAUGAAGAGGAGGAGAAAUACAAGGAACGCUGCAAAAAGAAAAUCACCGAUUAUCUAAAAAUACAAGAUAUAUCGUUGACGGACGAUGAGAUAAGUGAUGCUAUAGACAAUGGCAACAUCUUCGAGAAGACGAAAGGAAUUCUUCUCGCAUAUAACGAUAAGAAGGCACUUUUCGAAGACGUGAAAAUGCGUCGUGAUGAGUUGUUUGAAAUUGAGAAAGUCAUUCGUGAAUUGGGUGAGAUGUUCGUGGACCUGAACAAUCUCGUAUUAAGCCAGGGUGAGAUGCUUGAUAGAAUCGAAACGAAUAUUGAAGACGCUGUGGAUUACGCAGAAAAGGCUCGAAAAAAUGUGAAAGACGCACGUGAAUUGCUAAAGAAAGCUCGUAAGAGAAAGAUACUUAUCUGCAUACUCGUCGCCGUGCUUGUACUGAUUUUAAUAAUCUUCAUUCAGUCGAUGAUCUGCCAUUUCACUCCGAUAUGUUAA
Necator americanus (New World hookworm) is the source of this 921-nucleotide messenger RNA. RefSeq lists its product as uncharacterized. NCBI's taxonomy places the organism in Eukaryota, Metazoa, Nematoda, Chromadorea, Rhabditida, Ancylostomatidae. Gene Ontology annotation, cellular component: synaptic vesicle; membrane; SNARE complex. The coding region runs from base 1 to 921 and encodes 306 amino acids. The transcript is spliced from 10 exons. Gene Ontology annotation, molecular function: SNARE binding; SNAP receptor activity. The record is from RefSeq and is a predicted model, not a curated record. Gene Ontology annotation, biological process: vesicle-mediated transport; vesicle fusion; intracellular protein transport.